This is a messenger RNA of Peromyscus eremicus (cactus mouse), 1313 nucleotides long. It is a transcript of the gene Ube2e3, whose product is annotated as ubiquitin conjugating enzyme E2 E3. Gene Ontology annotation, biological process: protein polyubiquitination. Gene Ontology annotation, cellular component: nucleus. The coding region runs from base 151 to 774 and encodes 207 amino acids. Lineage: Eukaryota; Metazoa; Chordata; Mammalia; Rodentia; Cricetidae. The transcript is spliced from 6 exons. Gene Ontology annotation, molecular function: ubiquitin conjugating enzyme activity. The record is from RefSeq and is a predicted model, not a curated record.
GGUCGUCUCUCUCUCCCCCCCCCCCCCCCACUAGCUGCCUCCAUUUCCUCAAGGAAGGCUCCUCGGCGCUCUCCCUCCCCCACAGCGUAGCGGCGCACGAGCGGGCCGGGCGGGCGGCCGAGAAGUUUUCCCAGAGAUAACUUCACCAAGAUGUCCAGUGAUAGGCAAAGGUCGGAUGAUGAGAGCCCCAGCACCAGCAGUGGCAGUUCAGAUGCGGACCAGCGAGACCCUGCAGCUCCAGAGCCUGAGGAACAGGAAGAAAGAAAACCUUCUGCUACCCAGCAGAAGAAAAACACCAAACUUUCUAGCAAAACGACUGCUAAGCUAUCCACUAGUGCUAAAAGAAUUCAGAAGGAGCUAGCUGAAAUCACCCUUGAUCCUCCUCCCAACUGCAGUGCUGGGCCUAAAGGAGAUAACAUUUAUGAAUGGAGGUCAACUAUACUUGGUCCACCAGGUUCUGUAUAUGAAGGUGGUGUUUUUUUUCUGGAUAUCACAUUUUCUUCGGAUUAUCCAUUUAAGCCACCAAAGGUUACCUUCCGCACCAGAAUCUAUCACUGCAACAUCAACAGUCAGGGAGUCAUCUGCCUGGAUAUUCUAAAAGACAACUGGAGUCCUGCUUUGACGAUUUCAAAAGUUUUGCUCUCUAUUUGUUCCCUUUUGACAGACUGCAACCCUGCGGAUCCUCUGGUUGGAAGCAUAGCCACUCAGUAUUUGACCAACAGAGCAGAACAUGACAGGAUAGCCAGACAGUGGACCAAGAGAUACGCAACAUAAUUCUCAUAAUUUGUAUGCAGUGUGAAGGAGCAGAAGGCCUCUUCCCACUGUGCUGCGGAUCUUUAUAGCCUUUACAAUACGGACUUCUGUGUAUAUGUUAUACUGAUUCUACUCUCUGCCUUUAUCCUUUGGAGACUGGGAGACUCCCCCAAAAGGUAAAUGCUAUAAAGAGUAGAACUUCGUAGCUGUAGAUUAGUUACGUUUAAAAUGCCUACUUGCAAGUCUUGCUUCUUUGGGAUAUCAAAAUGUAUUUUGUGAUGUACUAAGGAUACUGGUCCUGAAGUCUACCAAAUAUUAUAGUGCAUUUUAGCCUAAUUCAUUAUCUGUAUGAAGUUAUAAAAGUAGCUGUAGAUGACUAGGAAUUAUGUCAUUUGUAUUAAGCCCAGAUCUAUUUCUGAGUAUGUGGUUCAUGCUGUUGUGAAAAUGUUUUACCUUUUACCUUUGUCAGUUUGUAAUGAGAGGAUUUCCUUUUACCCUUUGUAGCUCAGAGAGCACUGAUGUAUCAUCUCAAACACAAUAAACAUGCUCCUGAAGGCAUA